Chara braunii is the source of this 2005-nucleotide messenger RNA. NCBI's taxonomy places the organism in Eukaryota, Viridiplantae, Streptophyta, Charophyceae, Charales, Characeae. The record is from the annotation of a GenBank genome assembly.
UGGAAAUGAAAUCUGGCGUGCGGCUGAGCUUGGAGCUGAUGGCUGAGUGUGUGCGCCAUCAUCCAGCAGGUGCCAAGGAGGAAGAGGACUUAGAGGAGGAGAUGGUGUUCCUGGACUUCCACACAGYCUUCAAAGGAAGCUUGUUUGAGGAUUAUCACAUCCUCCCACUUCAAGUGGCAUGUGUGGACAACAGUUUUCUGCCCUUCUUUAAAAAGGCGCCGAAWUUGUUCGACUCCUUCCUCUCAGACCCUGGGACCAUCAUGUCUCUGAAGACGUCCCUGAAUCCGGGAAAGGAUCUUGCUCCUAUGUUCGCUGAGUACUGCAACUGCAAGGAUGAACAAGAAUCCCAUGCAGCAGAAUACUUUGCCAAGGCCUGUAUACCUGAGAAGGAAUACCAUGGUGGCGGUGAUGAUGGCAGUGAUGAUGGCGGAGAUGAUGGCAGUGAUGAUGGCGGUGAUGAUGGCGGUGAUGAUGGCGGUGAUGAUGGCGGUGACGAUGCUGCUGAUGAUUGUGGUGACGACUAUGAUGAGCCUGUUUUCACUCAGAACAUGGACAUGGAACUGAACAGUGCUGAUGCUGGCGUCAAUGCACAUCCUGCUGUCAAAAAUGAUAACAGGGCAUCAGCGGUUUCUGAAGUCGUCACACAGUCUUACCUUGAGGUGAGGGAUGGUGAUGAUGAUGAUGAUGGUGAUGGUGAUGGUCAUGCUGGUGAUUACAGAAAUGCAGUUGCCAUCUGUGGUCCUGACAAGGGCAAAUCCGUCUCGACGAAACUCACUGAGAGCUGUGUCCAUGACAUCAACAAAAAUGAUGAGGAUGAUGGCCAUGGAGAUGAGAGUAAAGGGGAUGGUCUUGGUCAGGCUAAUGACCUCAAGGAGGAGUUAGCAAAUACUAGUGCUCUACACAAUUAUGGCAGAGCCCUUGUGACUGAAGUGUCUCAGUUCGAUGUAGGCGAUGACGGCAAUCGUUGCAAGAAUGAUCAUGGUGAUGGCGAUGGUGGUGGUGUCAAUGACGUGACACUUGUUGCUGAAAUGCGUCGGUCGAACCUCGAUGAUGGCAUCCGUGGUGAUGGGGGUCUUUGUGAGCGUUAUGUUGACUGUGCAGAUCAAGUCGCCAAUGAUCACCACGAUGAGGACAGAAAGGCCGGGCCACCAAAAUCGCUCGCGAAGUCGGCCAAUCGUGCGAUUGACUCCAAAGUGUCUGGUGGCGGGAGCAUCGUGGAACUCGCCAAGAAGCCGUGUACGCAAGUGAGGAUCACUCGGUACGCAAAGAAGAUCCUUCCCACGCAUGUGGACAAGCAAGUACCCCUCUUGGAUACGGUAGUGAGAAGGCACCGAAUUAGGAGAGGAGCAAUUCGCGUACUUGUCACGAAACUCGGGGUCGGCUUGGUAGCAGCGGAUGAAGCUGUUCCGCAGGUCAUCGUCGAUCUCGAAAGUCGAGUAGACCGCAGUACAACGGACACCGUGAAAGAGCAUCCGCAAAACGGUUCGACUUCCCAGGAAUGUGAUCGGGAAAGAAGUCGAACUGGUCGAUGAAAGCCAUCCAUCGAGCGAUGGUGCUGUUGACGGUGUCUUGGGUCUUAUAGAAGACCAACAGAUUGUUGUCCAUUACCCAUCGAAAUUGGCUUCGACCAAGGAGGAAGUGUCGCCACCGCUUGAGUGCGUGGACGAAGGCGAGGAGCUCCUUGCGUGCAUCGUCAAUGGACUGCAUGAUGGGCACUUUCUUGCUGAAAUACUCGUUGGAGGCUUGAGCACGGAUGUGGCUGCUACAGGGUUCCCCGUAAUACUAUAAUGACAAUAAGAAAGGCCUGAAAGGCCGUCCUGUCCAGAUUUGACAGGUAAUUGAAUUGGUUGGGCUGAAAGAAUUACCCUUAAAAAAAAAAAAAAUCCAUAAUCACAAGCUUAGGAAGGAUUGUCAGACAGUCCAAACACGGCAUUGCACACUCCACUCAUUACAUCCAACGAAUCAUACUCGGAAGCCAAUAUUGAGAUAAAGUUUAGGAACUGCG